This is a messenger RNA of Dicrocoelium dendriticum, 626 nucleotides long. The record is from the annotation of a GenBank genome assembly. Lineage: Eukaryota; Metazoa; Platyhelminthes; Trematoda; Plagiorchiida; Dicrocoeliidae.
GUAUUUCGCAGAACUGCCAUUGUGGUACUGUACAACGCUUCGGUGAUCACUCAAUUCUUUCUACAAGACCUCGUUGCCAAGGCUCUAACUCUAAUGGAUGAGCCCCGCAUCACCAUACAAACUGUUAACGAUUUUAAAGAAUUACUCGGCGGUAGUCCAUUCGAUAUACACGUCAAACAUUCACCUGAUGUUACGCCCCUACGCCUACCUGUUUUAAUUUCAACCAAUCACAGUCUAGGCACCUAUAUCAACUCCGUCGACGCUGCCGCUAUAUAUGAACGCCGCCACACAUUCAAAUUCACUGUUCGUGUCGGCUCACCUGAACUGCGUAAACCAGGGUAAACACUUUGUGCCUGUCAUUUUGCGCAUUGGUGUAUGGCUCUUGGUGGAAAGCGAAUUCAGGCUGAUACGACGGACCAAGAUGAAGAGCACGGCGACACGGGAACUACCACUGCUAAACGACUACGACUAUUUCGACCCUCUUACGCUUCAACUACCAUUACCAUUACAAGAAAACAGCAUCUCACCAUCAACCAAUACAAGCCAGGAACUACAAUCGACGUUUAUUCCAUCACAUGCCUGCCAACAUCAACCUUCGAAUUCUGGGCACUCGCUGGAGACCAACG